CGCACGUUUUGAGCUGCUCUAGAGCACGACGACCUCCCCCUGACAGUCACAGAGGCUCUGAAGAACGAAUUUGACAGUCCAGAAACGGCAGACCUCAAGUUUAUCGUCGAAGGCAAAUGCAUCCACGUUCACAAAGCUGUGCUUAAGAUCAGGUGUGAGCAUUUCCGCUCAAUGUUCCGGUCCCCGUGGGUGGAAAGUCAUCAGGAAGUGAUUGAGAUCAGCCAAUUCUCGUAUACCAUCUACCGCUCCUUCCUGCAGUUCCUCUACACAGACACUGUUGACCUUCCACCUGAGGACGCUAUCGGCCUGCUGGACCUGGCCACCUCCUACUGUGAGAGUCGCCUGAAGCAUCUGUGUCAGCAGAUCAUCAAGGGAGGAAUCACCAUCCAAAACGCCUUUGCCCUCUUUUUAACUGCCAAACAAUUUGAUGCCGAGGACCUGGAGGAAUUUUGCUUCCGAUUUUGUAUCAGGCAUCUCACUCAGGUGACUCAGACGCCAACCUUCAGUCAAGUUGACGGAAACGUGCUCAAAGGGUUCAUCAUCAGAGCAAGCUAUGCUGGUGCCUUCAGGUACUAGUUCUCUCUGUUAAGUAUGCUUUAGAAAAUGUUGCAUGAGCCAGAGGCACAGCACCUGAGACGUCUUCAGGACUUCUGUACUAACUGCAGUCUGGAAACGGAACUUCUGUUUUGGUUCGGUGGUUCGGCUAUGUGGUACAUUGGAUCGAGCACUCAGUGCUCGACUGUGUUGGUCUGUCUGUAUUGGAGAUGCAGGGAUCGUGUGGCGAGGGCUGUGUGUAGUCGUGACGGAGCACCCAGUAAAGAUCGGCUCGUACUGCAUCCUUGCCUCCGUGUGUUAUUGUUAGAGCAAUCAAUAAGCAACCCACUAUGAGUGACAACACCACAGAAGUUUAUCAGAGCAUAAAGCCACAACAUGGUGUCAGAAGACGGAGUUAC
This is a messenger RNA of Syngnathus typhle (broad-nosed pipefish), 953 nucleotides long. RefSeq names its product RCC1 and BTB domain-containing protein 1-like. The record is from RefSeq and is a predicted model, not a curated record. Bases 172 to 576 code for a protein of 134 amino acids. Lineage: Eukaryota; Metazoa; Chordata; Actinopteri; Syngnathiformes; Syngnathidae. Gene Ontology annotation, molecular function: protein binding. The transcript is spliced from 4 exons.